AUGACAGAACAAACAGUAACACUUCAAACAACAGUUGGUGAUAUUACAUUGGAAUUAUAUUAUAACCAUGCACCAAAAGCAUGUAAAAACUUUUAUGAAUUGUCAAAAAGAGGAUAUUAUGAUAAUACAAUUUUUCACAGACUUAUUAAAGAUUUUAUGAUACAAGGAGGAGAUCCAUUAGGAAAUGGUCGUGGAGGUGAAAGUAUAUAUGGAAAAAAAUUUGAAGAUGAAAUUACAAAAGAAUUAAAACAUACAGGUGCAGGAAUAUUAUCAAUGGCAAACAGUGGUGUUAAUUCUAAUGGAUCACAAUUUUUCAUUACAUUUGGGCCUACACCUUGGUUAGAUGGAAAGCAUACAAUCUUUGGAAGAGUUAAAUCUGGAAUGAAAGUUGUACAAAAAAUGAAUGCAAUGCAAACAAAUAACGAUAAACCAAUUGAUGAAAUUAGAAUAAUUAAAGCAACUGCAAAUUAA
This is a messenger RNA of Dictyostelium discoideum AX4, 471 nucleotides long. RefSeq lists its product as hypothetical. Gene Ontology annotation, biological process: protein folding. Gene Ontology annotation, molecular function: peptidyl-prolyl cis-trans isomerase activity. Gene Ontology annotation, cellular component: cytoplasm; nucleus. The transcript has 4 exons. The record is from RefSeq and is a predicted model, not a curated record. Bases 1 to 471 code for a protein of 156 amino acids. NCBI's taxonomy places the organism in Eukaryota, Evosea, Eumycetozoa, Dictyosteliales, Dictyosteliaceae.